This is a messenger RNA of Laccaria bicolor S238N-H82, 738 nucleotides long. RefSeq lists its product as uncharacterized. The transcript has 3 exons. The coding region runs from base 1 to 738 and encodes 245 amino acids. NCBI's taxonomy places the organism in Eukaryota, Fungi, Basidiomycota, Agaricomycetes, Agaricales, Hydnangiaceae. The record is from RefSeq and is a predicted model, not a curated record.
AUGGUUUAUGUCCUUGGAUGCUACUAUGAUGCUAUCCUGGGCCUUAGGGGCUUGGUCAACUUUCUCCAGAAUAACCUUCAUGAACAAUAUAUAAUCAAUGAUUUAUAUGGUUCUCCCCAGCUUAACAGUGACAGCAAGUCUGAUGACAGAGCUGAAGCCCUCUCUGACAUUGGCAUCAGUGACUGUGAAGCUGCUGGAAAAUUUUUGAUGUGUUAUUUCCGAGCGAUUGUAGCUUGGAAUCAUGCCUAUGCAUGGCUUGAUGCAUGGCUGAACUCUUCCAAGAUUUUCAGGUCACAAAAAGGGAUUUUGUUCUUGCACAUUGUCAAGAUUUGGGUUCCAAGUCAGGAGAAUCAAGCAGCGACAUCAACCAGGGCUUUGCUAGAUGAGUUCAUAAAAACAUACAAUGCUGACCUGGCUAUCCAAGAAAGUCUCAAGAAUUUGGAAAAGAUAGGUGACAAGAAGUUGAUGGGAACAGUGCAUGCAGAAGCCACAUUAAUGGCACUUAUCAAAGAAUCCUCCAAUCCAGCAACUAGUUUACCAUCAAGCUUUGUUGAUAUUCUCAAGGAUGCCAGCAGGAUCAGUGUGGCAAAAAAGUGUUGCUGGCUAUGCAAAGAGCUCAGUGAAGCAAUGAGACAGAAUGGCCAAACACUCAGCCUACCUGCAACAAGUGGUCUUGAUUUUUCAUGGGCACCUCUAGGGAUUGUCACGGGUUUGGUGACCCGCGCGGGUUGCGGGUAG